GCAGCAUUGUCAUGUCAGUUUUGACAACCAACAUCCAAGUGAGCAGUACUUCGUUGAGGUUCCAGGAAAGCAAACUGGUAUCAGAAUGCUAUGGCUUUGGAGAUGAAUACACGUGCUCCUGUACUGACAGUUACAUGUGGGUCAAUGAUAUUUGCUACACUUACGGCUGUUGCAAUGGAACUGAUUGCAAAAUUACAGGACCCACGAAUAUUUCACUCUGCACUGCCAAAGUCAAAGUUCUCAUCAAUGGAUCAAUUAAAACGGAUUUUCACUUGAGUAGUGCUCAAGUAUCUAUGGUGAGAAAUGCCUUCAGACAACUAAGUGGCAAUGAGGACGUGAACUUUACCACUACCAGCGCACCAACUGCUAAGUUUGAGACAGCCCUCAGUGUCAAAGCCACAGUCUCUAAAUUUAAGGAAAUAAUGACUUCCCUGGAGAGCAACCUGGGGGCACCUGGGGUUCUUGCUCUCAAAGUUGAAGGACUUGUCAACAUAGAAUCCCCAUCAUCUACAGUGUUCUACAAAACCAGCGUACAUUUUAAUUGUACAUUUGACACAGACACAGCGCAAGAGAAAAAGGUCUGGCACUUCUAUAAAAACACUGUCGCCACUAUUCUCAACACCGGAAGUGUGGUGACAUUGAACCACACCUGUGACAAACAGGGAAACCUUCAGUGUACUUCAGUUAACCUUAAAGAGGUGACAGGUCUGUGGAAAGGCAAGUACAAAACCUCACAUUGCUAUGUUGAAUGGAAGUUAAAUUGUUACAGAGCAGAAAAUGUCAUACUUUAG
Molecule: messenger RNA, 791 nt
Organism: Solea senegalensis (Senegalese sole)
Lineage: Eukaryota; Metazoa; Chordata; Actinopteri; Pleuronectiformes; Soleidae
Exons: 6
Coding region: 12-791 (259 amino acids)
Source: RefSeq, a predicted model, not a curated record